Molecule: messenger RNA, 1997 nt
Organism: Melopsittacus undulatus (budgerigar)
Lineage: Eukaryota; Metazoa; Chordata; Aves; Psittaciformes; Psittaculidae
Gene: RNF223
Product: ring finger protein 223
Exons: 3
Coding region: 247-1146 (299 amino acids)
Biological process (GO): protein ubiquitination
Molecular function (GO): ubiquitin protein ligase activity
Source: RefSeq, a predicted model, not a curated record
ACCUGUGGUGCUGGAAACAAGUCAGGAAGCAACCAGGGAGCUGGGAAACCAGAAGGCAACUCAUAAUACAAGACACUAAGCCUAUCCUCUGGAGAGAAGACUCUUCAGGGGUAGAAAUCAAGAGCCUGGAACAUGCUUUUCUCCUCCUAAGCAGCACUUUGAACAGGCUUUGCCCAUGCUGCCACCAUAAUAUCUGAGUGCCUCCCAGCCUCAUAGGCUGCCAUAGCGAGGUCCCUACUUGACCUCAUGGAGUCUUCUGCUCUCCUCCCUGCGCAGGUAUCGGGGAGCACCAGCCGGGAGUCUCCCAGGGCUCUCUUUAUUGCCCCGGGCACCAUCAUGUCGUGCUUCACACACCUAUGGCAUUCCAACACUGCGGAGUCUCCCACCAGCCCGGUCCCUGCCUCUCCAAAUGAAAUCCCCAUCCCCAUCAGCCCCAUUGUUGUCACCUCCCCAGGAGAUAGCAAGAGGAAGGUGAGAUCCCCAACCGACAAGCCUGGCUCUCCGAACCCAACCUCUCCAAAGCCAGCCUCUCCUGUUGAGUGUUCCAUUUGCUUCAACACCUAUGACAACACCUUCAAGACACCCAAACUGCUCCAAUGCUCCCAUGUGUUCUGCCUGGAAUGUGUGGCCCGUCUGAGCACGGGGCUGCCCCCGAACCAACCAGAGGACCAGCUCCCCUGCCCCUUCUGCAGGCAGUUGACCAGCAUCCCUCUGGAAGGUGCCCCAGCACUGGAAACCAGUAAGGAGCUCCUUGCCACACUGCCCCCCGAGCUCCAGCAGGAGAAGGUGCUGUGGAUGGAAGGGACCAAGCUGUGCUGCCGUCAGUCAUCCGACGACCCCGAGGAUCCAGACUCCUGUAUCUCCAUCGAUGUUGCCAUGAGCAAGCCAGAGAGCUCAGAGGCCCCCCCAACAGGGUUAGCAGGGAGGCUGUCCCGCUGUGACAUGUGUGAUGACUGGAAGCGCAUAGUCCUCCUCUCUGCCUUGAUCAUCAUCCUCUUCUGCAUCAUUCUGUGGCCGGUGCAGUGUGCCCUGAAGACUGGGAACCUCCGGUGCUUCACAAGGACUGUUGCCAUGAGCAGACCCGAGUAUCUUCCCCCUAAACACACCACGGCAGCGACCCCAGUGACACAACUCCCUUUCCAGUAGCAGCAAAGCAGCUCCUCGCUCCCACUAUGGAGGUGGGAACAGGGCUGCUGCUCCAACAGCAUUCCUUGGUCCUGGAAGACCUCAUGGCCCACUCCCCAUGCUCCAAAAUCCCUAUGGAAAGCAGAGCUCUGAGGGUUCCUGGGACUGUUUGCCCUCUGUGCCAUCCUCACUGGGUACCGGAUGACACUGGGUGCAAUUCCUCUAACUCCCUCAGGGAAUAAAGGGCUAUUUCUGCUGAUUGAAGGAUCUACAUGAUUAUUCCUAAGAGGAGCUGGGAUUGGGAGGGUAAAGACGUGUCAAAGGCAUAGAAACAGAUGAAAAUCAUCCUUAUGCCACCCGCUUGGAACAUUUCCCAUGUGUUAUUCCAUGUUGGGGGUGUAAAUGCUGCCUCCUGCUGACCAAACAUGGAUGUGCCACCGCUACCCAUCACCCUGAUGAGCUCGGGAAUGGAACAGAGAGCCCAUUCUACUUGCUUUCCCUUAAGAAGAUGCUUAAAAAUCCCUCAUUCCUACCUGGAAAGCAACUCUGAACACAGGGGGGGAGUUUUAGGCACUACACAUAGCAGUAUAACCCUCCCUCAAGGUAAUUCAUCAGCAAACUUCAUUCAUGCUUCUCACAGGCAAACUGCUGCCAACAGGACAGCUUUACCCUCCCAGUCAUCACAUGUGUCAGUGUUCAGACACAGGCCAGUUGCUUACACUAUAUCUGUACUCAAUGCAGUGAUCUGACAGUGAUCAGAGUCUUCAUGAUGAAGGCAACUUGCAGUUAUGUUUUCUAUUCCAGCACACGGAUGUAAGACAGUAUUGUAUGCCAGUACCAUACAUGUAUGUAUUAAAUUAUGUUUUAUACAA